CAGUGUCAGAACACAACACGAAACCGGUCAGUCAGCGUCUUGCCAGAAGGAAGAACGAAUAUUUACUUCAUUCUUCUCUUAAAUAUUCUUUCCGUCUGUGAAAUGACACGCAAUUUUUACAUAAUAUUUUUAGAAAUCUUUUAAUCAAUCUUUAAAAAUAAUCUUUGAUCAUCUUUGUGACAGUGUACAAAAAGCGUUUAGUGUUUAAUAAUUUUUUUUAUCAUAUAACAAUGGGUGAAAUAAUCUUUAAAAUUUAAUAAUAAUUCUUAGAACGAAUAAACUUCACCAUGUUUAGAAAUCAUAAAAGAAUCACUAUCCAAAUUUUGAAAUAUGUUAUUGGCUGUGGCUUGAUCUUUUGCAUCAUAAAAUCGUUACUCGUGGGAGAUGAAAAUAAAGAAAUACCAAAGUUCAAUGAUCUGGAGAAAUUACUGAUUACAACAGAUGUGGAGAAUUCAAAGCGGUUGUUGACCGUGAGAAACACGUGUAAAAAAUAUAAUCUAGGGAUGUACAAAAAUCCUGAUAAGCCUUCUGCAUUUAAACAUCCACCAGCACCGCAGUAUAGUGUUUUUUACAUUCUCAGAUCACGCGAUCUUUCAUACUGUCCAAUUUACAAAGCCGGCAGUACAACGUGGAUUUACAAUUUAUGUCUCCUAAUGAACGUGAGGGAGGAGGAGUUAAACAGUGGAAAGGAGCAGAUAUCGACCAUCGCCAGAAAGGCGAUACCGGAACUCGAGUUUCCAGAAGCGGACGAGGCGCUAAGAGCGACGAAGAAACUACUGGUAGUAAGGCACCCAUUUGAAAGAUUGCUGAGCGCGUAUCGCGAUAAGCUGGAAAACUCUGUGGCUGGAAGGGAACACGGGACACUUCACUUUUAUCGGAAGUACGGCAGCAAGAUUGUUGAAAAGUACCGUGAGACGAAUUUCAUGCCGCCUGGAGAAGAUCUGGUAAUCAGACGAAACGGUGAACCUCCACCAGCGGGAAUCGAGCCAACUUUCCGCGAAUUUGUGCAAUACUUAAUUCACACUGAUUUGGCUAAUUAUGGAGAUGAUCAUUGGAUGCCGUAUUAUUUGUACUGCACGCCUUGUGCAAUUGAUUACGACAUUCUUGCGAAGGUAGAAACAUUAUGGCAGGAUCAGAUUUAUACGAUCCAUAAGUUGCAUCUUGAAGAUGUGAUUAAACCAAGAUGGCGACAUAGUGGUGGUUAUCAGAAUGCAUCGAAAAUAUAUUUUGGUCAGUUGAACAGAGAACUGGUACAAAAGUUUUAUGAAAAAUUUAAGCUGGAUUUCGAGCUUUUCGAUUAUUCGCCAGACGACUAUUACCAAUACGCAACAGCUUCUUAAAAUUCUAUAAUAAAUUUUUCUAUAGAAACGAGA
Messenger RNA from Bombus huntii, 1373 nucleotides. Its product is annotated as carbohydrate sulfotransferase 11-like. Bases 288 to 1340 code for a protein of 350 amino acids. Gene Ontology annotation, biological process: carbohydrate biosynthetic process. Gene Ontology annotation, molecular function: sulfotransferase activity. The record is from RefSeq and is a predicted model, not a curated record. Gene Ontology annotation, cellular component: membrane. NCBI's taxonomy places the organism in Eukaryota, Metazoa, Arthropoda, Insecta, Hymenoptera, Apidae. The transcript has 6 exons.